Messenger RNA from Sclerotinia borealis F-4128, 2298 nucleotides. Lineage: Eukaryota; Fungi; Ascomycota; Leotiomycetes; Helotiales; Sclerotiniaceae. The record is from the annotation of a GenBank genome assembly.
AUGAAAGCAGGAAUCAAGAACCUUAACCUUGCAUGGCCAUUCUUUGUUCGAAAUCAUAAGCCAUUUCCCCCACAUUUUUCUAAGGCUGCAGCUCGUGCAUCAAGGCAAUCUGUCGGAUCCUUGUACUACCACGCAUUUUGCAAAAGGCUUGAGCCAGAUAUCCAUAAUACGCAUGGGGUCAGAUAUAAGUCAAACAAAGCUAGCCCCUUGUACACAACAGCAAUCACCAAACACCAAAUCAUUGAUACAUUUCUCCGUACCCCUCACAAUUACACGAUGGCGGCACGAAAACUUCAGCAAGAAGUCGACAAGUGCUUCAAGAAAGUCACUGAAGGAGUGGCAGAAUUCGAGUCGAUCUAUGAUAAGAUAGAACAGUGCACAAAUGCUGCGCAGAAGGAGAAGCUGGAGGACAACCUCAAAAGAGAGAUCAAAAGGUUGCAAAGACUCCGUGAUCAGAUAAAGACAUGGGCGGCAAGUAAUGACAUAAAGGAUAAGGGUCCUCUGUCAGAUCAUCGGAAAUUGAUUGAGACGCAAAUGGAGAAGUUUAAGGCAGUGGAAAAAGCUAUGAAGACGAAGGCAUAUUCGAAAGAAGGGCUGUCAGCAGCUGCAAAACUGGAUCCUAAGGAGCGCGCAAAGUUGGAGACCGGGGAAUUCCUGGGCAACAUGGUGGAGGAGCUUGAGCGCCAGAUCGAGACAAUGGAAGCCGAGCGCGAAUCAAUAUCAGCAACAAUGAAGAAAGGGAAAAGCCAAAAUGCCAAGGCCGAUAGGAUAGCAGAGCUGGAUAACCUGACCGAACGACAUAAAUUUCACCAAAAUAAGCUGGAGCUUAUUAAGCGCUGUCUGGAAAAUGGUAAUGUCGAAGUUGAACAAGUCAAAGAUCUUGAGGAGUCCAUCAAAUACUAUGUGAGCGACAACAUGAAUGAUGACUUCAUGGAGGACGAGGAAAUUUACGAUGAGCUCAACCUCGAUGAGGAAGAGGAUAACUAUGGCAUGAAUAAUGAUAAUGAUCGGGUAUCAUCGCAAGACACACAAUCGAUACAGGAGGAUAUUCCAGAUACAGAUCUACGAUCGAAUAGUUUACCUGGGAAAUCAAAGUCAGGUUCCGAACCACCUCUGGCUGCUGCACGAAGACCCUCUACACAACUAAAAAGCCCUCUCCCUGCAUUAGCCACAUUACAUACUCCCUUGUCGACCUUAUCAACAAAUGGAAGCUCAAGUAACCUCAUGAAACCUGCUGCGGUGCCUACACGUGCCCCUGGGGAGACUUUAAAAUACGCUUCGGCGGCGGCGGCGGCGGCUGCUAGUGAUAAGAACGGUAUUGCUCCAUUACCACCUCCACCUGAAGCCCUUCCAGCCCCCACAACCUCAGCCAGCCACCCACCGUUAUCUGGAAAUGCCGGGCGAAGACCGAGUGUAACGGCAUCUCCCACGACUAUACAUUCCCAAGCUGCAAGUGUCAAUCAAACACCUGUGACAAGAUCCAGUGUUCCAACCACUGAUACGCCAUCAAGUGCCCAGACGAAAUCCCCGGCUCUGAGUCAAUCAAGUACUGCACCUAGUGGAGCAAGUGUGUCCCAAUCAAUUGAGAAGCUAGAGAAUUCGAGGCCAAACCUUUCUCAGGCUUCAUCAGGGAAGGCACCGACCGUGUCUAAGAUAGCAGAAGGCAAAAAAGGUUCGUCAAUUGCUAUAUCAUGCAACUGCAAUGCUAACAGUUCUACGCAAGCUAUUCCACCACAAUCAAAUGGUAUCUCGAAUGGUCUUAAGUCAAGUACCCCAGAGACCACAGAAUCGGUAUAUCAUCUGCCGUCGGGAUUCCAGGACAUGCUUCAGUCUUUCGAAGUAAUUCAAAAGAGUGCUCCAGAUGCUUUGUCCACGGCAUCGCAGAGAAUGCUGGCAUCAUCUCAGGCUAGUGGUCCAGGCAUGUCAGAUAUAUCACCCCCUAGAAGCUACAAACCAGAGGCCCCUUUCAACACGCCAUCAUAUUACCCUCAAGAUGUUCCCUCGGUGCUUGAUGACCCUCGUCUUUAUAGUCGUAUAGAUGGAGAGACUCUGUUCUAUGUCUUCUACUACAAGCAAGCCACAUAUCAACAAUAUCUUGCAGCUAGAUCGUUAAAGGAACAAAGUUGGCGAUUUCAUAAGCAAUAUCAAACUUGGUUUCAACGACACGAGGAACCAAAGGAAAUUACGGAGCUGUAUGAGCAAGGGACCUAUCGUUUCUUUGAUUAUGAAAGCACAUGGAUGAACCGAAGAAAGGCAGACUUUAAGUUUAGUUACAAAUUCCUAGAGGACGAUGUAUAA